Manacus vitellinus (golden-collared manakin) is the source of this 375-nucleotide messenger RNA. RefSeq names its product electron transfer flavoprotein subunit beta (gene ETFB). The record is from RefSeq and is a predicted model, not a curated record. Gene Ontology annotation, molecular function: electron transfer activity. NCBI's taxonomy places the organism in Eukaryota, Metazoa, Chordata, Aves, Passeriformes, Pipridae. The annotation marks the transcript as partial. The transcript is spliced from 3 exons. Gene Ontology annotation, cellular component: cytosol.
GAGACCCUCCGCACGGCGCUCGCCGUCGGGGCUGACCGGGCGGUGCUGGCCGAGGUGGGGGAGGGGGUGGCCCUGGGGCCCCUCGAGGUGGCCACGGCCCUGGCCGGGCUGGUGGGGAAGAUCCAGCCCCAGCUGGUGCUGCUGGGCAAGCAGGCCAUCGAUGACGACUGUAACCAGACGGGGCAGCUCCUCGCCGCCAUGUUGGACUGGCCGCAGGGCACCUUCGCCUCCCGUGUCCAGCUGGAAGGCGGCUCCGUGCGGGUGGAGCGGGAGGUGGACGCGGGGCUGGAGACGCUGCGGUUGCGCCUCCCGGCCGUUCUCACGGCGGAUCUGCGGCUCAACGAGCCCCGUUACGCCACCCUGCCCAACAUCAUG